CUUUGGGAGUGCAGAUAAUGCGAUUGGAUGAGCUACCACGCACCCAAGGGCCAACAGGAACACCGCGCCCUUUUUUAACGGCUCAGUCGGUUUAAAUCUGACGUUUCUUUAUUUAUUUCCCACACAGGAACCGCGUCUCUCGUCUCUUGUCUUAAAGCUGCCUUGCCAAUUGCCAAUGCAACUGUGCAGCCAGCUAGCUACCCUUUAUAGAUUUUGAUUUUGCUUUAUUGGAAAAUGACAAGUAGAUCAUGUCCUUUGACCAAAACGCCCCCAGGUUCUAGACGUGGGGUGCAAAUAACUGUUCUCUUGGGCCUGGUCUUGUUGGUGGUAUUGGUGCCCCAGAAUGGAGGCGUUCCUCCUGGGAAUACUACCAAACCCAAAGAUGUUGCUUCCAGAAACAACAACAUCAGUGAUAGCAGCAUCCGCAAUGGUGAGGUCAUAACACAAGCAAACACAGCAGUAUUGCCAAGUCCAGAAUCCAAGCAAGCCUCAGAUACCCCUUCUACUAGUGGGAAACAACCAAGAAUAACCAUAUCUCUGGUUACCAGCUUUUGGGCUCAAUCACCAGAACAGCCUGUGAGUCCCCAUCGAAGAGAAAUCGAAGAAGCAAUACUAAACAACAUCAACAAUCCACACUUGGACCAGGUUGCCAUUAUUCUGGAUGGAUCUUCCUCAGAUGCCAAUUGCAAUCAUUUCAAGGAAAGAAUGGACCAACUCAAUGUUCAAUUUCACAAGCAGCUGAAACAGCACAAUAUCACUGUGGUGGAUACUGGUAGUAUUGCAAACAAGAAAAGGCCCACCCUGACGUGUGUGAGCCGCAAUGACAAGCAACCCAACUAUUAUCAAAUGUUCUUGUAUGCCACCAGUCCCAAAGUUGUGGCUGGCGACGUUGUCAUUGUGGCCAAUGCAGACCAAGCAUUUGACAGCUCCGUCCAAGAGGCUCGUAGACUCAGAGAAAAUGCGGUUCUACUGGUGCCAACAUCGGGAUUCAACAAGGAUCUGGUCCCAUCACCCGCCCACGAACAUUUCCUGUUUCUUCACGGCCACACCAGUCAAAACUAUACUGAAGGAGUUAAAGCCCGAUGUCGACCACGCAUGCUGUCAUGGGAUGCCUUUGUGUUUCACAGAACACUCUUGGAAGGAAAACUCGUUCGGUCGCGAGAUUUCAUGCGCAACACGGUCGAAGGAACCCAAGACUUUUUUCGCAUGAACGAAGAGGGGGCCGAAAAUGCGGCCUACUGGGCACUCUGGUCCCAUGUCCAAAAUGCAGGAUAUUUCAAGACUUGUGAUGUGGUUCAAAUGUGGCAUUUCCACGGGUUUGAAAAGAUGCAUGCGCAUCUUCCCAACGAAAUGUAUUGGGAUUCUCCUACCGGCAAGGUCCCGGAGCCGUGGCGGAAACCCACCAUCAUGCAGCGUGGGGAAACACCGGAGGGUUUCUUAAAUAGGUUUGUAAUAAGCAAUCAAUGAAUGAAUGGAUUCAUUCAAUCCCAAGCAGGGCACAUUAGAGGGUUUGGAUAGAGAGAGAUGCGUCUCUUAUUGUUGUUAGCUAGCUAGCAAGUUGCCACAUC
This is a messenger RNA of Seminavis robusta, 1568 nucleotides long. Lineage: Eukaryota; Bacillariophyta; Bacillariophyceae; Naviculales; Naviculaceae. The record is from the annotation of a GenBank genome assembly.